Cladophialophora carrionii CBS 160.54 is the source of this 1116-nucleotide messenger RNA. RefSeq lists its product as uncharacterized. The record is from RefSeq and is a predicted model, not a curated record. Bases 1 to 1116 code for a protein of 371 amino acids. The transcript has a single exon. NCBI's taxonomy places the organism in Eukaryota, Fungi, Ascomycota, Eurotiomycetes, Chaetothyriales, Herpotrichiellaceae. Gene Ontology annotation, biological process: sphingosine biosynthetic process. Gene Ontology annotation, cellular component: cytoplasm; intracellular membrane-bounded organelle; membrane.
AUGGCGCUACCAAGUCGGCAACAGUCCCUGCCAGGACAUCUGCUCCCUGACCGUGAGAUACAUGUGGUAGUGUCAAUUCUCUCGGGUCGUCACAAGGCCAAAGAAUACUAUGAGGAGUCCAUCAAGCCGCUACUCGAUCAGCAUGAAAUCCAGUAUUUUACACAUCAGACAAAGUCUGCGAGGACCAUCAUCGAGCUGACAGAGAAACUCUUCAUUCCAAACGCGCGGCGCGGGGUCAAGCAAACAAUUAUCCUGUUAUCAGGCGAUGGCGGAAUUGUCGACAUUGUUAACACCUUCACCACGGUGCUGAACCGCAGUAAUGACGAUAUGCGAGCCCCUUCGAUAUUUCUCAAGCCUGCCAUCGUCCUCAUCCCCAUGGGCACCGCAAAUGCUUUGGCCUGGAGUUCCGGGGUCGCGCAGGAUGCUGUCAAAAUCAUGAUGGACGGGAGACCUAAGUCUUUACCGUCGUUCAAAGUUACUUUUAGUCCUGGCGCUCAGCUUCUUGUCAACGAAGGUCAAGACCGAGAAGCCCUCGGUGAUACGGAAGAUGGCGAAAGCGUCACUUAUGGUGCAGUGGUGUGUAGCUGGGGUCUCCAUGCGAGCUUAGUGGCAAUGAGCGACACGACCGAGUAUCGCAAGCAUGGACUAGAAAGGUUCAAGAUGGCAGCCGAGCAGCUACUGACAGAAGCUCACGUUUACAGAGGGAAGGUCAAGUGGCGGAAACAGAAUAGUGACUGGACGGAAGUGGCUGGGAGAGAGCACGCCUACAUCCUGGCUACGAUGGUGUCCAGACUCGAGGAGCAUUUUCAGAUCUCGCCAGAUAGUAGGCCAUUGGAUGGAACUCUGAAACUGGUGCUGAUCGGUGCUGAGCCUGCCUCAGAGAUAAUGCGAAUCCUCGGCCUAGCAUAUCAAGCCGGUCAGCACGUGACAGAUCCAAAGGUCGCAUACGAGGACAUUGAGGCUUUGCGAAUCGACCUUGACGAAGACGACGAUCAGUGGCGCCAAAUCUGCGUGGAUGGGAAGAUUAUCGCCGUGCCUAAGGGAGGCUGGAUGGAGGUGACGAGGAUACCUGGAACAGGCAUGGAUGCGAGACGCGUCGUCGAGCUGGUUUGCUGA